Aspergillus oryzae RIB40 is the source of this 1086-nucleotide messenger RNA. Its product is annotated as pyridoxamine-phosphate oxidase PDX3. The transcript has 2 exons. Gene Ontology annotation, biological process: pyridoxine biosynthetic process. Bases 1 to 1086 code for a protein of 361 amino acids. Lineage: Eukaryota; Fungi; Ascomycota; Eurotiomycetes; Eurotiales; Aspergillaceae. Gene Ontology annotation, molecular function: FMN binding; pyridoxamine phosphate oxidase activity. The record is from RefSeq and is a predicted model, not a curated record.
AUGAGUUCAGAGAAUCCAACAGCUGACCAUCUCGCCAGCCCGGGAGAUGACCAUGCGAAACACCCCAGAAAGCUAAUCUUUGCACCGGGUGACAUCCAAGUACCGACCCCCAAUGAUCAAACAACGCCUCCCCACAAACCGGACGCAGCUACACCUGCCAAUAUUUCUCGACUCGUCGCUGAGGCCCUUCGGUCGGAGACCUCCACGCCCAAUUCCGUUACCGAAAACCAGAUCGUCUCCCACCCCGCUCGCGCGCAUCAGUUCGUGACCAACCCACCGCUCACUGUCUCCCAGAUGCACCCCACCAAUCCGCUUCAUCAGUUCCACACCUGGUUCCGCGACCCACGAUUGUCUGCAUCGUCGGCCCCGGAGACAUGCACGCUGGCCACGGCGUCUUUGCCCUCUGGCCGGGUGAGCGCGCGCGUUGUAUAUCUGAAGGAGCUUGACGAGCGGGGCUGGGUAGUCUACAGUAACUGGGGCAGUCGGCAAGGGAAGGGCGCACAGGUCUUUGGUACUCAAGCAGACGGAGACAGCGUCCUGGGUGCCAUGCCCGAGCCCGGUGUAGAUGACGACGGUAUGCCGCAAGGCAACAAAUGGGCAGCCCUCACAUUCAGCUGGGGAACUACCGAACGGCAGGUGCGUAUCGAAGGUCUCAUUGAACCCCUUAGCCGCGAAGAGAGCGAACUGUACUGGAGGACCCGCGAACGGGGUAGCCAGAUUGGCGGCUGGGCCAGCUGGCAGAGCAAGGUGCUCUGGUCCGCAGAGCCGGACAGUUUGAUCGAACGGCGGCGGAAGAGCCUCGCGCAGGAUGUCUUCCCCCAGGCUAUUCCGGGUGACGUGGAUGAAACGGACAUCGAUGAUGGCCGGGCGCUCCUAGAGAAGCGAGUGCGGGAAAUGGAGGAGAAAUUUGCCAACACGGAGCAGAUCCCAUUGCCUCCAUUCUGGGGCGGCGUGCGUCUGGUACCGGAGUCGGUAGAGUUCUGGCAGGGACGGCGCAGUCGACUACAUGAUCGGUUCCGGUAUGUGAGGGUGCAUGACCCGCAGAGUGACUCGUAUAAAUGGCGGAUUGAACGGCUUUCGCCUUAG